AUGGAGAACAAAGAAAUGGUAGAAGAAUUGAACACUCCUGAGGAUGAGGAGAAGCGGAAGGUCCGGAGGGAGCGGAACAAACUAGCCGCAGCCAAAUGUCGCAACAGGAGGAGGGAGCUGACCGAUAGCCUGCAAACGGAGACAGAGAAGUUGGAGGGAGAGAAAUCGGUUCUGGAGACGGAGAUUGCGGAUCUCCUGAAGGAGAAAGAGAAACUGGAAUUUAUUUUGGCCGCUCACCGGCCCGUGUGCAGGGUCCCAGAGCCAGAAGCCCAGAGCCUCCCCACCGCCAGCACCCAGACUGUCCACUCGGAAGCGGCUGCAACCCCCCCAGCCCCGGCCCCCGACUUCGUGAGCAGCCUGGACUCGGGGAGGUCGGUGCCUGAUGUGGAUUUAAUCGGCCUGGCUGACUGGGAGCCCCUCUAUUCCUCGCUGCCUGCCGACUGUGAGCCUUUAUGUACACCUGUCCUGCCUGAGACCCCCAGCGGAUCCUAUUCGUCCUCCUUCGCUUUCAGCUACCCGGAGAUUUCUGGCUGCGGCUCCAUCAUCCACCCAGGAAGCGGCAGUGAACAUUCGUCGGACUCCCUCAACUCCCCCACGUUACUGGCCUUGUAGGCAGUCCUGGCACAGACACUUUCUCAUCCCCGGCACUGCAUGCGUCUGUCUGGGAGGGCAAAGGGCUGUCAACAACCCCCCCCCCCCC
Carcharodon carcharias (great white shark) is the source of this 700-nucleotide messenger RNA. Its product is annotated as proto-oncogene c-Fos-like. Gene Ontology annotation, molecular function: RNA polymerase II cis-regulatory region sequence-specific DNA binding; DNA-binding transcription factor activity, RNA polymerase II-specific. NCBI's taxonomy places the organism in Eukaryota, Metazoa, Chordata, Chondrichthyes, Lamniformes, Lamnidae. The record is from RefSeq and is a predicted model, not a curated record. Gene Ontology annotation, biological process: regulation of transcription by RNA polymerase II. Gene Ontology annotation, cellular component: nucleus. Bases 1 to 612 code for a protein of 203 amino acids. The transcript has 3 exons.